Hibiscus syriacus is the source of this 2242-nucleotide messenger RNA. Its product is annotated as protein NARROW LEAF 1-like. The transcript has 6 exons. The record is from RefSeq and is a predicted model, not a curated record. The coding region runs from base 352 to 2157 and encodes 601 amino acids. Lineage: Eukaryota; Viridiplantae; Streptophyta; Magnoliopsida; Malvales; Malvaceae.
UUUUUAUUAUUUAUUUAUAAAUCUCAUUAUUAAAAUAGUUCCUCUGCAAUUCAAUAUAGCAGUAUCAGGCUAUCAGCUUGUAGAUUUUGUUUUGUGGCCUUUUCACUUUCUCUCUAAAUUAGAGCCAUCUUUCAUUUCCCUUUAAGAGAAGCUUCAAAUCUUGCUAAAUUUAGGGCCUCUUUUUCUUACACAGGGAUACAAAUAGAAUAACACCGAAUGACAGUUUUGACUUCCAUUCUUUUUGGUCGCUUACAGGUUAUGUGCAAUAAUCACUAGGGCAUGGAGCUCCUAGAAGGGAUUGACUUUGAGUCAUCCAUCCCAGCUCCACCAUUGUUUAUAGGGAGCUGAAAGAUGGAAAGGACCAGAUUGGAUUUAAGAUUUCAUCACUCUGUAUCAACAGAAUCAGUGGAAUUUGCUUUAGAUUUGGAAAGAAAUUUCUGCAAUAAUCUUAAUUUGCCUUCAUCAAGUACUUCACCUCUUCAGCCCUUUGCAUCUAGUGCUCAGCAUUCGGAGAGCAAUGCUGCUUACUUCUUAUGGCCUACUUCAAGUCAAUUAAUUGAUGCGGCAGAAGAUAGAGCAAAUUGUUUUGAAAACCUACAGAAAGGGGUCUUGCCAGAAACCCUUGGACGGUUGCCGUCUGGACAGCAAGCAACCACCUUACUUGAGUUGAUGACCAUUAGAGCAUUUCAUAGUAAAAAACUGCGUAGGUUUAGUCUGGGAACUGCAAUUGGGUUUCGUAUUCGACGGGGUGUCUUGACGGAUGUACCAGCUAUUCUUGUCUUUGUUGCUCGUAAAGUUCAUAAGCAAUGGCUUAGCCAGUUCCAAUGUUUACCUACUGCCCUUGAGGGUCCAGGAGGCGUGUGGUGUGAUAUAGAUGUUGUGGAAUUCUCAUAUUAUGGCUCACCUGCAGCUGCUCCCAAAGAACAAUUAUACACUGAACUUGUACAUAGCUUGAGGGGAAGUGAUCCAAUCAUUGGUUCUGGUUCACAGGUUGCCAACCAAGAGACCUAUGGAACAUUGGGCGCUAUUGUAAAGAGCCGAACUGGAAAUCGUCAGGUAGGUUUCCUCAUAAAUCGGCAUGUCGCGGUUGACUUGGACUUCCCAAGUCAGAAGAUGUUUCAUCCUUUACCGCCCAGCCUUGGGCCUGGUGUGUACCUUGGUGCUGUAGAGAGGGCAACCUCAUUUAUCACUGAUGACCUUUGGUAUGGAAUCUUUGCUGGUAUAAAUCCAGAAACUUUUGUGCGAGCAGAUGGGGCUUUUAUUCCGUUUGCUGAUGAUUUUAAUAUCAACAAUGUAACUACAACUGUAAAAGGAGUUGGUCAGAUUGGUGAUGUUCAUAUCAUAGACUUGCAGUCUCCAAUUAGCAGUCUCAUUGGAAGGCAAGUCGUCAAAGUGGGAAGAAGCUCUGGAUUGACCACUGGGACGAUAAUGGCGUAUGCUUUAGAGUACAAUGAUGAGAAAGGGAUAUGUUUCUUUACCGAUUUUCUUGUUGUUGGUGAGAAUGAGCAGACUUUUGAUCUUGAAGGUGAUAGCGGAAGCCUCAUACUUUUAACAGGUCAAAGCGGAGAAAAGCCACAGCCUGUUGGGAUAAUUUGGGGUGGGACUGCUAAUAGGGGUCGGUUGAAACUCAAAGUUGGCCAACCUCCACAAAAUUGGACUAGUGGAGUUGAUCUUGGGCGUCUUUUAGACCUCCUUGAACUCGAUCUCAUCACUACCAAUGAAGAGCUUCAAGCUUCUGUACAAGAUCAAAGAAGUGCUUCUGCAGUGGCGAUCGGUUCUAUGGUUGGAGGAUCUUCUCCCCUGUUCCGGGUUCCAUCCAAAGAUAAAAUUGAGAACUUUGAGCCUAUUAAUUUAAAUAUCCAGCAAGUUGAAGGUGAGCCCCAGCAAGGACAUGAAAUACCGGUCAUGUGUACGAAGUAUCAAGCUGCAAGUAUUGUUGAAGCAGCUCCAAAUUUGGAACACCAUUUUAUUCCAAGUUUCAAUGUGAAGUCUUCGGUUCAUGAUCAUUACCGACAGGAAAACCUGGAGUCCAAAAGUCUUUCAGCAUUACGAAAUGGACCGGAUGAGGAGAUUUAUGUUUCCCUGCAGUUAGGCGAGCCUGAAGCCAAGAGAAGAAAAUAUUCGGAUUCCUUGUGUAGCAUCAAAGACUCGAAGUGAAAAGAGUUUCACCAAUCAAGGCAAAUUGCUUGGAGAUAACAUCUUACCAGAAACAAUCAGGUCAGACAAUUAUUCCUGUCAUUUC